Molecule: messenger RNA, 757 nt
Organism: Rhopilema esculentum
Lineage: Eukaryota; Metazoa; Cnidaria; Scyphozoa; Rhizostomeae; Rhizostomatidae
Product: ATP synthase lipid-binding protein, mitochondrial
Biological process (GO): proton transmembrane transport; proton motive force-driven ATP synthesis
Molecular function (GO): proton transmembrane transporter activity
Source: RefSeq, a predicted model, not a curated record
GGGCACGCGGCUCUUGUCUUCCCUCUCGCAAUUUGCCUUCAAGUUGGUGGUAGUUGCAGGCUGUCGUGCAGUUCAUACUUACCUUACAACAAGUCUCAUUAAAAGCAAUAACCAUGUACUCUGCAUCAAGAUUCACCUUAACUCUUGUCAGGGCAGCGGGAUGCACUGGAAGGGUGGCAGCAAGACCUAUCCAAAGCCAGACUUUAAUGACCAUGUCAAAGGCAGCAUCUGCAGGAGUUGUUUCCAGCAAUGGGGAGACCUCUCAGGCUGCUGGAAUGCAACUGGCACCAUUAGCUAAUCCAUUCCUUGCAAGGAAUUUUGGAACUACUGCCAUUUCCAGGGACAUUGAAUCUGCUGCCAAAUUUAUUGGUGCUGGAGCUGCCACUGUUGGAGCUGCAGGUAGUGGUGCAGGUAUUGGAACAGUCUUUGGUUCAUUGAUCAUUGGUUAUGCCAGAAAUCCAUCAUUGAAGCAGCAGCUCUUCUCUUAUGCCAUUCUGGGAUUUGCUCUUUCAGAGGCUAUGGGACUGUUCUGUCUUAUGAUGGCAUUCUUGAUCUUAUUCGCUCUUUAGACUGUUCAAAAUGUUGAAAAUAUAAUGUGUGUUAUGAUUCUUUGUCAUACAUCCAAGCCACUUCUUUACGAAAAUCCCAACCAUGCCCUUAAACUUGUGAGAUAUUGGUCUUAUGAAUGUUAACUUCCAAAAGUAAAAAAGUACUGUUCGUUUAUUCAGAAUUUCAUAUAGAAUUUUAAUGUGAAGAA